Molecule: messenger RNA, 2415 nt
Organism: Orbilia oligospora ATCC 24927
Lineage: Eukaryota; Fungi; Ascomycota; Orbiliomycetes; Orbiliales; Orbiliaceae
Exons: 9
Coding region: 1-2415 (804 amino acids)
Biological process (GO): mitochondrial fission; peroxisome fission
Cellular component (GO): membrane; peroxisome; mitochondrion
Molecular function (GO): microtubule binding; GTP binding; GTPase activity
Source: RefSeq, a predicted model, not a curated record
AUGGCAGCUCUGGGAGAAGAGUUGCUUACCACCGUCAAUCGGCUACAGGACCUCGUCUUCAAUACCAUCGGCAAUGAUUCUUUGGAUUUGCCUCAAAUUGAAGUGGUCGUCAUUAACGGAGGGUCCUCGAUACAAUUACAGGUCGUUGUAGGCAGUCAGUCUAGCGGGAAGAGUUCCGUCUUGGAGAACAUUGUCGGCAGGGACUUCUUACCCCGUGGUUCCGGCAUUGUCACCCGUAGACCGUUGGUCCUCCAGCUCAUCAAUGUCCCCACCGAUGAGCUCAUUGAGCCGCAUACCCCAUCGGCAGUGUCCAGUCAACGAGAAUGGGCUGAAUUCCACCAUAUACCCGGUCGUCAGUACUACGACUUCACUGAAGUGCGAAAGGAGAUCGAAAACGAAACGGCUAGAAUAGCAGGAAACAACAAGGGAAUUAAUAGACAGCCGAUUAAUUUGAAGAUUUAUUCGCCUCAUGUUCUUAGUUUGACGUUGGUGGAUCUGCCCGGUCUUACCAAGGUGCCAAUUGGUGACCAGCCCACCGAUAUCGAAAAGCAGACCAGAAGCUUGAUUUUAGAAUAUAUUGCAAAACCAAACAGUAUUAUCCUUGCCGUCAGUCCCGCCAAUGUCGAUCUUGUCAACUCCGAGGCCCUCAAGCUAUCGCGACAGGUCGAUGCCCAGGGAAAACGAACAAUUGGUGUCCUUACAAAACUCGACCUUAUGGACCAUGGCACGAAUGCCCUCGAUAUUCUUUCAGGUCGCGUUUAUCCCCUAAAGCUCGGUUUUAUUGGUGUCGUGAACCGAAGUCAGCAGGAUAUCAAUGGCAACAAGAGCUUGCAAGACGCCUUGGCAGCCGAACAAGAAUUCUUUAGACAUCAUCCUGCCUACAGAAAUAUGGCGCAUAGAUGUGGAACGCAGUUUUUGGCGAAGUCCCUCAAUACUACUCUCAUGGGUCACAUUAGGGAAAGGCUUCCGGACAUUAAAGCUCGAUUGAACACACUCAUGGGUCAGACACAGCAGGAACUCGCUUCGUAUGGAGACAUGCAUUUUAGCGGGAAGGAGCACAGGGGCUCCUUAAUUUUACAAUUGAUGACUAAAUUCGCUGGAAGCUUUAUAUCUUCCAUCGACGGUACCUCGUCCGAAAUCUCGACUAAGGAGCUUUGUGGUGGCGCCCGAAUCUAUUACAUCUUCAACAAUGUGUUUGGUGGUUCUCUAGAAUCGAUAGACCCUACGAUGAAUCUCACCGCUUGGGAUAUCAGAACUGCUAUUCGAAACUCUACCGGUCCCCGCCCGUCUCUUUUCGUACCGGAACUUGCGUUCGACCUGUUGGUGAAACCACAGAUUAGGCUAUUAGAGGGGCCAAGUCAGAGAUGUGUAGAGCUGGUGUAUGAGGAAUUAAUCAAGAUUUGCCACACUUGUGGUAGCAAUGAACUCUCCAGAUUCCCACGGCUACAGGCUAAGUUGAUUGAGGUGGUUUCGGACUUGCUGAGGGAGAGACUUGGCCCAGCAUCAACAUAUGUUGAGAGCUUGAUCGCGAUACAACGAGCAUACAUUAAUACAAACCACCCCAACUUCCUCGGAGCUGCCGGAGCUAUGUCUUCGGUAAUUUCGAGCAAGCAAGAAAAGGAAAAAUCGGCUGCUAUUGUGGCCCGAAGAGAGAAGAGAGUCGCUGAUAAGAGAAGGCCAAACUCGCUAUUAGCACCUUCUGUCAACGGAGCUGAUUCGCCCGAGCUCGAAGAAGUUAACGGUGUUGAUGCUGCAAAUAGAGGAAUUUCCCCAGUUGCACAACAGAUGGAAUCUAUAACCAACCUUGCAAGGUCACAUAGCCGACCUAGAUCCCCAUCAACUGCAUCACAUGCUGGAAGCUUGGGUCAGAAAGACUCUUUCCUUACCUACUUCUUCGGGAAUAAAGAUCAGAUCCCAGGACCCGCUGCCGCUAUGGUAGGAAUGCCAGCUCGAAACGCAACGCCUAGCGGGCUUGCACAAGCUAUGAGGCAACAGGAGGCGAACAAUGUUAUGAUGCCACAGCAUAUUGCAGUUGCUCCUCCUAUGCCUUCAGCAUUCGCAGCCCCACCGCCCCCACAAAUGAUUCCGGACUACGAUGCACCUCCAACAUUUGAGGAACCCGCUCUUUCCGAGCGAGAGCAAAUGGAAACGGAAUUGAUCCGUAGGCUUAUCUCAUCUUAUUUCAAUAUUGUUCGCGAAAUGAUUGCGGACCAAGUACCGAAAGCUAUUAUGCAUCUGCUCGUCAACCACAGCAAGGACGUGGUCCAGAACAGAUUGGUCUCAGAGUUGUACCGUGAAGAGUUCUUUGAAGACCUACUUUACGAGGAUGAUAACAUUAAGAGUGAACGUACUAAAUGCGAGAGGUUGUUGUCGACAUACAAGGAGGCAGCUAAGAUUAUCAGCGAGGUUUUGUAG